Messenger RNA from Trichosporon asahii var. asahii CBS 2479, 1101 nucleotides. RefSeq names its product F5/8 type C domain protein. The coding region runs from base 1 to 1101 and encodes 366 amino acids. The transcript is spliced from 2 exons. NCBI's taxonomy places the organism in Eukaryota, Fungi, Basidiomycota, Tremellomycetes, Trichosporonales, Trichosporonaceae. The record is from RefSeq and is a predicted model, not a curated record.
AUGGCGCAAAGGAUGGACAACACCUGCUGGGCUGCCGGAGGGAAGCACAUACAAGCUGACCGUCAGGUGUGCAAGUGGAUUCGUCUUGAUGAGUCCGCCUCGACCCCGUUCCCCGAAGAUGAUUUCGACGACUCCGAGCCGCCGACAGCAUCUGCCACGCCCGCACGAGGAGUGACCGAUACCCCCCGGCCGAUGGAAGAUGAUGAGCCGACACCCGCUGAAACGCCGGCUGUGACGGGAACGCCGGCUGUUGGAGAGACUCCGGAGACGCCCGCACUGGAUACGCCAGCAGGUGGAGAGACACCAGUGACCGAGACUCCGGCCGAGCCUGCAACUGAGAUCCCCACUGCGACGGAGACGCCCGCUGAACCGUUGACCGCCGCUGAACCCUCGCCUGCUCCCGAGCCGUCCGUCGCACCCUCGGAGCCCGCUGCGGUCGCCGACGUCCCGAGUGAGCCGACGGCGGACGAUGUGCAGGGGGAGAAGAAGGAGCCGAGCCCUGCCGAGGGUACGCCUGCGGAGGCGGCACAGACGGAACUAGUGGCGGCGGUGGAGCCCGCGAUUGUCGACGCUGUCAUGACCGAGACCCUUAUCGAGGAGGAAAAGCCAGCUGCUUCUGAACUCGCUGCCACCGAAGCAGUAUCUUCCGCACCUGUGGUUGUUGAGACAGCUCUCGCAGAGUCCGUGCCCGCCGCCCCGGCCACUGAGCCGUCUGCCGAGCCCUCUGCUGCUCAGUCAACGGAGACGCCAGCCGAGCCAACCCCGCCUGCCGCCGAGGUGUCGUCUGUCCCCGUAACUACCGAGCCUGAUGUUCAGCCUGCCGCGGUGGCCCCCGAGGAGGAGAAGCAGGCGGACGCUCCUGUUUCGAGCGAGCCUGCUGCUGAGGUCGCUACUGAGGCGUCUGCAGAGGCUGCCGCCCCGGCCGAGCCCUCUGCUGCUCCGUCUGCGUCCGCUGAGGCAGAGGUCGCCGCUCCUGAAACGGCUGCGGAGCCGGCCACUGCGGCGGGAGCGGAAGAGCCCGCCCCUACGGCUGUUGAGACGACGGCGGAGACAUCGACCGAGGCGCCUAAGGAGGACGAAGCGAUGGCAGUUGACCCGUAG